AUGCGAUACAGUUUAAGACACCUGCUGAUCAUAGAAGUGGAAAUCUUCUGUCCCAGGUUUGGAGGGAUUUUCCCAGAAACUCACUAUCCCCGGCUCAUCCAAACGAUUCUCAAAGAUGGUGGCCUUCUAACGCCGAUCAUUACCCGGUUAGCAAACUACUACUUCUUUGCGAGAGGACUCGGGGCAGUUUUUGGUCCUUACACCCAGCCCUCAGAAGCCGAAUACUGGGACAUGUGGGCCGCGGUCCGAACAAAUGACGGAAACCUCGUGUUAGACAGUAUUUUACAGUUCAUCAACCAACGGAAGCAGCACAGGGACCGAUGGGUUGGAGCCCUGAAAGCCACCUCUGUUCCCCUGCAUCUGAUUUAUGGGCCCCUGGACCCCGUGAAUCCGCAUCCCGAGUUCCUUCAGCUCUACAGGAAAGUGCUCCCGAUGUCGACCGUGUCCGUCCUGGACGACCACAUCAGCCACUACCCCCAGCUGGAAGACCCGCUGGGUUUCUUGAACGCCUACAUGAGCUUCAUCAACUCGUUCUGAACUGCA
This is a messenger RNA of Sphaerodactylus townsendi, 543 nucleotides long. It is a transcript of the gene MEST, whose product is annotated as mesoderm specific transcript. The transcript has 7 exons. NCBI's taxonomy places the organism in Eukaryota, Metazoa, Chordata, Lepidosauria, Squamata, Sphaerodactylidae. The coding region runs from base 1 to 537 and encodes 178 amino acids. The record is from RefSeq and is a predicted model, not a curated record.